This is a messenger RNA of Nomia melanderi (Alkali bee), 1560 nucleotides long. It is a transcript of the gene sicily, whose product is annotated as NADH dehydrogenase (ubiquinone) complex I, assembly factor 6 homolog sicily. Gene Ontology annotation, biological process: biosynthetic process. Lineage: Eukaryota; Metazoa; Arthropoda; Insecta; Hymenoptera; Halictidae. The record is from RefSeq and is a predicted model, not a curated record.
CCGUGCCGUCCCGAGGUUCUUCUCCUGAGUAAUGUAGUAUAAAUAGAUAUUUACUAUUUACUGGAUAAGUAAGUGUAGAUACCAAGUACGUUCAACUUUGUUUAAUUUAUACCGUGCAAAAUCAUCCAAUAAGAGAUUGAUUAGUGAGAAACCGCCAUUUUUGUUUUGAUGAAACCUGUAUAUAACGUGAAUGUACAUUAGAAGAAUUCAGUAUGACUGGAAGAGGUUUAUUAAAUGUUGUUCGGAUUAUACAGUCGCAUAUCUUGAAAUAUUCAAGUGUAGCUACAAAACAAACCCCAGCUGAAUAUUGUCAUGAACUAGUUAGAAAAUAUGACCAUGAAAAUUAUAUAUGCACAUUACCAUUAUCAUCUAAAACUAGAUCAAUUGGAUUUUCAAUUCGUGCAUUUAACGUAGAAGUGGCUCUAGUACUAGAACAAGUAUAUGACUCUAAAAUAGGACAAAUGAAGCUAAAAUUUUGGACAGAUGCGUUGAAUAAUACAUACAAUGGAAAUCCUCCGAGAAUUCCUGUUAUGUUGGAAUUAGAUAGAGUAUUGAAAGAAAAGUGUUCCUUAUCUAAACGUUAUUUUAAACGUCUAAUAGAUGUUCGCUCAGAAUAUCUUAAUAAUUGUUUGUUGCUUAAUAUGAAUGCAAUAGAAAAAUAUGCAGAAUAUAGUACAUCUUCCAUUUAUUAUCUAUUAUUAGAGGGUCAUGGUAUUACUGAUGUUAAUGCAGACCAUGCUGCAAGUCAUUUGGGCAAAGCUCAAGGAAUCAUUAAUUUAAUUCGAUCAGUUCCUCGUAAUGCAAAUAUUAGAGUGAAUAUGCUACCGCAAGAUAUUUUAAUGAAACAUGGUGUUUCUACAGAAGCUAUAUUUCAAGGUCAAACUAACCAAGGUCUUCAAGAUGCAAUAUAUGAUAUUGCUUCUUAUGGGAAACAGCAUUUAGAUAUGGCGAUAUCUCUUACCCAUAAAUUAGAGAAAGAUAUACGUGUAAUCUUUCUUCCAAUACUUUGUUUAGAAAAUUAUUUAGAUGCAUUAAGGAAAGCAGAUUUUAAUAUAUUUGAUACAAAAUUGCAGAGAAGCAAGAGUACACUACCAUUUCGUAUAUUGUGGAAAACAUUUUUCUGAAAUUUUUUUGUGCGUUAUUACCUUGUAUUUGCUGAUUUAUGUAUAUAUAUAUUUGUAGAUAUAUACAUGUAUAAUGUAGUAUAAUUAUUAAAACAGUACUUUUGAAUUAAUCUGAUAUGCAGUAUUCAGAAGUACAAAUGUGAUUAUUUUAUAAAAUGGGUAAAUCUAUUUUAUUAAUAAAUAGAAUUUCAAUUUUUUAUGUAUACAUAAGUAAUUAAUUAAAUUGGAGUUAAUUUAACCACUGACAUGAGGUAGUUUCAUUUAGUGUUACUUUAUCUUUCAAAACACGUAGUCAGUUUCAUUGUAAUAAAAUACAAAGGAUAGACAAAUUUUAAUUCUGCCAAAAUAUUGAUGUAGUAACGUUAAAGAAAAGAAAUAACGUAAUGAUAGGAAAUUUAUUUAUAAAAUACAUUUCAUUCCAUCUGUGACUUGUUAA